AUGGCGAGAGUAACUUUCGCUGGUCUAGUCUAUGGAAGACCUCCAUUAUUGUUCCUCAUAUCAGUAAUAUCUGCAAUGACCAUGCCGAACCAUGCCUUCUCUUUAGCACAACGGGAUUCAGACAGCUGUCCCAGUUCAUACCAGAAAUGUGGAGCUGCCGGGUUGCCAGAUUCAUUUUGCUGUCCUUCUUCCUCAACCUGCAUCAGUCUAGACAAUGCAAGCUCGGCCAUAUGUUGCCCCAAGGGUCAAGCGUGCACAUACAUUGAGCCUAUCAAUUGCAAUGUACAGCUGCAAAAUGCCACCCUUCACCCAACAAACCCAGUUAAGACCAUCAGACUCGAUGAUCAGCUGCCCCAGUGUGGCAAUUCAUGUUGUCCGUUUGGAUAUAAAUGCAAAGGAAACCAGCUGUGUGAGAUGGACAAUAAUAUCACCUCUACUACGACCACCGGGACAUCUUCAACCAUCUCGGCCACAUCCACAGCAUCAGAUGUUUUACCCACAACUGAUCAGUUGAAGCCAACAACCCUAUCGCCCUCUGAUCCGAAUCCCUCAGCUUCUAACUCCUCUAUGACUGAUACCAAUCCGACCUCAGAUCCCGUCGCAGCAGCAUGUCCUUCGUUCCCAACUCAAGCCAUUAUAGCCGGCUUUUUCCCGGGAGCCAUCCUUGGGGCCGUACUUGCCUCGGCGGCAAUGUUCUGCUGGAGAAGACGUCGAAAUGGGCCCAAGAACUCUCACGGAAAGCUUCCUCGGCAUAAUAGCGUAUACAACAGUACACCAUUCAGUAUAUCUCAUCCCAUUCCAUCCGAAGAGAGCUCCUACCGCACUGACUUCCUCCUUGGUCGAUCUCACCGGAGCUCCUCACGCUCAGUGCUCCACCGCACAGGGACCAGAGUGAAGAGUCUAUUCGGCUCAACCCCCAAAACCGUCAUCCAUAACCUGGAUAAUAUACCCAAGGUACCCAUCACUCCACCGCCGCAGGCCAGACGGCAACCUAGCACCGAAAGCAUCAAGGUAUACACCCCUCCAGGUGGGCUUCCAGGGACAGGGACGCAGAAACGGGGGCAUUACAUUUCUAUGGAACCGGACAAGGGCUUUGUGGAGAUGUUUGACCGGGUCGGAUUCAUGAAUCAAAAAGGCGAUCCAUGCUUCAAGGUAGCCGAGUCUCCUGAAGCGAGUAGAACCAACUUACAAACGCCACAGAACGUAUAA
Aspergillus oryzae RIB40 is the source of this 1209-nucleotide messenger RNA. RefSeq lists its product as uncharacterized. The record is from RefSeq and is a predicted model, not a curated record. NCBI's taxonomy places the organism in Eukaryota, Fungi, Ascomycota, Eurotiomycetes, Eurotiales, Aspergillaceae. The transcript has a single exon. The coding region runs from base 1 to 1209 and encodes 402 amino acids.